Patella vulgata (common limpet) is the source of this 2677-nucleotide messenger RNA. RefSeq lists its product as uncharacterized. The transcript is spliced from 3 exons. The coding region runs from base 323 to 1249 and encodes 308 amino acids. Lineage: Eukaryota; Metazoa; Mollusca; Gastropoda; Patellidae. The record is from RefSeq and is a predicted model, not a curated record.
ACAAUCUGAUCCUUUAGUUACUGUUAUUGUAUUUUGGUUGCGAUCCGCUUUUGGUCGGAUUGAGAGAAUUCAUAUCGUGAACCUGCAAUCGAGUAACUCCAUUGUGAUAAAAAGAGUCAUUUAAUCUAGGUAGGCAAGUACGCCACCGGAAAGAAACACAUUAUUACCUUCAACAUUUAAGAGUCUACAUUGUGCGUUAUUGAUUGUGGGGUGAUGGUGUCUCAUUCCCAUUUAUAAAUAAACAUGAUUUGUGGCAGAAUUUAAUCUGAUAACGUAAAUUGCAAGAUUAAAGUGUUCAGAUCAGUUUUAACAUCAACCCAAGAUGGAGCAUCAAGUCACACAGAGAACUGCAGAAUGGUUUGAAUUACGUAAUCAGGUUAUUCUCACAGCAUCACAUUUCGGGGAUGCUUUGGGCCUGGGUAAGGGAAAACCAUAUGAUUAUUUAGUAUCUCUACUUUCCGAUGAUGAAGUUUAUUUAAAAGAUGAGAAAGACAAACAUUUACAACAUGGUUUCUCUAUGGAAAAAAUAAUUGAAGAAGCUUAUCAGCUAUUAACUGGAUCUAGGACACGUUCUACAGGAUUCUGGACUGUGAAGGAAAAAUCGUCAGAUAAACUUUAUCAAGAAUAUUUCGGUGCUUCCCCAGAUGCUAUUGUUUUAGGCAAAAACUAUAAUCCCAGUUGUAACGUGUUCGAUGGCGAAAGUCAAGUAGGUUUAGUAGAAUUUAAGGCACCAGUUUAUCAGAUGUAUCAUGACGUCAAUACAUUACAAGGAAUUCCCAGAUAUUAUAUAGCACAGAUGCAAGGACAAAUGGCUAUAACCGGUGCCCCAUGGUGCGAUUUUAUGGCUGUCUGCUGUGAAACAAAGGACAUAUCUCUCAAAAGAGUAUUUUAUUGUGAUGAAUAUUGGCAGAAAAUAGGGGUUGUGUUGAAACAGUUUUGCAUGAUUUUAAAGGAAGCCAAGCAGAAAAAAGCUACAGCAGUUCCGACUCCUCUUGAUUUUCAAGCUGCAAAAAAUCUGAAAUUUGUUCCCCAAAGAAAAUCAUUUUUCACUGGGGAAGAUAGGAUAAAGAUUGUAGACCUUUUGAAAAAGGGAAAAAGUCAAAAUUCCUUUAUUGGCCCUUCAGCUGUGGAAUAUAAUUACAGUAUACUAAUAGGUGAAGAAUACAAUUUACCUGAAAGUCUGGCAGAUUAUGGAAAAUCUCUCUUAAAAGAAAUUGAUUUAUCUAUCAGAAGUAAAGUUUCUGAUUGAUAAAAAAAAAAAGUGAAUUCAAUCAGACAAUUGAUGUGAAUUUCUGUGAAUGUUGUAGUUUUAUUAGUGAUGUGAAAAAUCGUGUUAGUAAUUACUUGUAAAAGUAUACCAACAGUUAGUUUAAUUGUGAAUAAUUUGGAUCUUUUCAUUACACAUAAUACAGUUUAUUAGAGUCUUUGGUGCAAUCUGUUUCACACAGGUAUUUUAAUAGCAAUACCUCUGUAUAAGAUGACUGACCAUUUUAAAGUUUAAAUGUCUUUUACAUGUGACGUCACAUCACUCGGUGUCGAUUACUGACUCAAUGUUGCAUACACAUUGUUUAUAUAAGGUGAACUGGUCCGGGCACAAUUAUUCCUUCUUACUCAUUUUAUAUAGCCUACCCAUUUACACCAAACAGUUUAUCCAGAUAUACUUCAAAAACCUUUAUUUAUUUUGCUAAUACUUCAAAAAAAUGUUCUGGAAUUUAAUUUUCAAAAGGAAAAAUGUUAAUAUUGCUAAUACUUCAAAAAAAUGUUCUAGAAUUUAAUUUUCAAAAGGAAAAAAAUAUUGCUAGCUAAUUAACCCGCACUGAUGUCAUCCCUAUCAGUGAUUGUAGCGGCCUAGCAAAUAUUUACUGCUGAUCAGUGUGUCCUUUGUGUUUUCAGUGCAAGAAAAUGAACUGGUUUGAAUUGAAUCUCAGCAUGCACUAAUUUAUAAGUAGAACCUAUUAUAUCUUUCAAGUAAGGCCUUUGUUUAAGGAGCCACGAUGGCUAAGUGAGUAAGACACUGGCUCGCUAGUCUGGAGGUUGUGGGUUCGCUCCCAAUGUUGGCCUAGAAAGUUCAUCGGGGUUUUCUGGCAUGGUUUCUCUGUGUCAGAGAUGCAGGACGGGGAGUGCCUGACAAGAACAGCUGUCUAGCCGCUCUGAUGGGACGAAAAACUAAGGUCCUGUAUACACAUUGGCAUGCACGUAAAAGAUCCCUUGGCGGUAGGCAUUCGAUAUGAGAGUAGGAGCUUAGUCCAAAUAGGCAAAUGGGUUGAUUUUUUUGCUGAGUCGGCCAGUUUUUUCGGGAAAAUGGGCUGGAGUCUCUUACACAUUCAAUCGAACCAAAAUGAGGCCAACAACUCACUAUUCAACUGAGUCAUUUAAAAAUUACAUAAUGCUAUAUUUACUAACCACUUUUUCAUCCUAAGUGGGGUAAUAAUUGUUUUUCUAAUACUGAGUGGUUGAUUUUUUUAAGACCGCCCCUUGGAAAAUGUGUUUGUGCACCUCUGUACAUUAGUUCAAACUUCGUAAUUUGUUGUUUAUUAUUGUUUACUACAGACAUUCUUAAUUUAAUUGAGGUAGCCUAUUUGUUGAAAUGUUGUUUUAUUGUAAUGUAUGGUAACUGAAUUUUUUAAAACUGAAAUGAAUUUUUAUAUAUUUAUGAAUAAAUACAUUAAAACCAAAA